AUGACGCCAGACGCAGACGCGAUUGCCAACUGCGUGCUCUCAGCGUUCGACGAGCUCCCAGAGAAGCGCAAGCCGCGGCCGCGCGGCGACGGAAGCAGAGAAUGGGUUCCGCUCGCCGGAAUUGUCUUAGUUAAGGGUACGGCUGCAAUGCAAGCUCAGCAGAGCUGGAGUAAGCUUAUACUCAUCAUCUAG
Messenger RNA from Trematosphaeria pertusa, 192 nucleotides. RefSeq lists its product as uncharacterized. The record is from RefSeq and is a predicted model, not a curated record. The transcript has a single exon. Gene Ontology annotation, biological process: tRNA wobble adenosine to inosine editing. Lineage: Eukaryota; Fungi; Ascomycota; Dothideomycetes; Pleosporales; Trematosphaeriaceae. The coding region runs from base 1 to 192 and encodes 63 amino acids. Gene Ontology annotation, molecular function: tRNA-specific adenosine-37 deaminase activity.